This is a messenger RNA of Momordica charantia (bitter melon), 1249 nucleotides long. RefSeq lists its product as uncharacterized. NCBI's taxonomy places the organism in Eukaryota, Viridiplantae, Streptophyta, Magnoliopsida, Cucurbitales, Cucurbitaceae. The record is from RefSeq and is a predicted model, not a curated record.
ACUUGUCUCUGCCAAAGCUUCCAUUUCCUUUAAAUGAUUGGAGAAAGAAUUCAAUAUUGAAGAAAAUGGAUAGCCACCAGAUUCUGUCCAAACCCAAGCUUGGCUUCUCAGCUUCAUUCCGAGAAGCCUUCAAAAUCAUCCUCUCUAAUCAUCCAACCUUCAUCUCUCUCAUCAUCCUCUUCUCCUUCCCCCUCUUCGCCUCCCACACUCUCCUUCACCCGACCUUCGUUCAAAUCCUCGAGCUUCUCUAUCGAAAAGAUCCCUUCAAUCCACACGUCGUUCACUUGAUCGCCUGUCGAAGCACUGACACCAACUGCUCGUCCCUGCAGCAGUCUCCCAGCAUUGAUGACAGCUUCGAGGCAAUUCUCUCCCUGAGGUUUCUGAUCUCGACUCUUCUACUGUCGGUGCUCGUCUUCUUCCUCGACCUUCUCAACACAAUUGCAACAGUCUCCAUAUCAGCAUCAUUGUAUGGAGGAAACAGCUCCCAGAUGGGUUUCAAGGAAAUGCUGCUUCAAGCCAAAAGGUUGGGUCUCAAAGGGCCAUUGACAACAUAUCUAUUUGCUGUUUUGCUGGCUUCACUCAUUCUCUUGGGAUUGGUUGCUCUGUCAACAAACAUGUUUUUUGUGACUAAAGGCAUCUCUUUUAUGUCAAUAGACAUCUUUUUCAUCUCACAGCUUUUAUUUUUUGGGUCAAUGUUUGUGGUUUUGUUAGCAAAGUAUAUAGAGUGGAGUGCUGUUUGGAACAUGGGGAUUGUUAUCUCAAUCUUGGAUAAGAAUCAGGGCUACAUAGCAAUUGGGGUGGCAGGAUUUCUGAGCAGAGGCAGCAGGAAGUUGGGGUUCAGUUUGAUGCUGGUUUUCUUUGUCUUGAAAGUGGUUUUUGGGAUUCCUUGUCUCUAUUCCUUGUGGAAUGAGGGAAAAAAUUGUGGGGUUUUGGGGAAUGUGGUGACUUUGAGUUUGAACUGUAUGGGGAAUGUUGUGAUGUGGGUUGUUCUUAUGGUUUACUUCUAUGACUGCAAAAGGGAGUUUUUGGAGAAGAAGAUUGAUUUGGAGAAUAAUGGGAAAUCUACUGAGGUUGUUCAACAAUGAAUGAGUUGAGUUGUAUUGUGUAUUUGGAUCACGUACUACAUAAGUGUUCCAGAGAUGAGUUCAAUCUCAGUCGUCUACAAUUUGGCACCACUCGAUCCCAUAUACUUUGGAAAAAUGAUGGUUCAGGUCCUGUUUGCAAAAUAAAAUUUUAUACAUCUCGAGCA